AUGAGUAGACCUGGCCGCCGGGACGCUGUCUCUUCGCCGGAAGGGGCGACGGAAGAGGAGGAACAGGAAGAACACGACGCAGAAGCAUCCCCUGGGGACGGAGAGGAAGAAAAUGGAGAUGAAGGAGAGGGAGAGGAAAGCGAGGAGGGAGAAGAAGAUGACGAUGAAGAGACGUCGUCUGAGGAAGAGGAGGUCGGCAUUGCGCUGCAGCUGCCAGUAAGGAGCACUCGCGGGCACACGUAUCAGCGACUCGUGGGUGACGCUCUUCGGGAGGAUCAGGAGUUUUGGAAUCACUCGACUUGGGCGGAAGAGGACGAUGAAGAUUACAACUGCAGUGAGGGCGAGGAAGUGUACGAAGACAUAAUCGACUCCGACUUUGACCGCGCAGAGGACGACAGCAGUGAGGACGACGACGGGAAAAAGGGGAGAAAGAGGAAAGAGGGGGAGACGAAGCGCGAGCGCGGCGAGGCGGGAGACAUCGUCGAAGAUGAUGAAGAGCGAGCAAAGAAGAAACAGAAACGCAACGCGUUCCAGGACCUGUGGAAGAAGAAGCAACAGCAACAGAAGCGGCAAGCGGAGGCGAAGAAGAAGCCGGGCGGAGACAAACGGCGAGGGCCGGCUUCGCGUCGCGUCUCCUUCCAAGACGCGGGGCCCGACUCCGAGGCCGAUUUCGAAGGCAGCGAGGGCGAGAAGGGAGACUCGCCGCGCACUCCGCGGCGAGGCCGAAAGGCCGGAGCCCAGGGGGACAAGCAGACGCGGGCCGGGGGAGACGACGGGGAUGCGCCGUCGGUUUCUCGACGCCAGACGCGCGACAGCACACGACAGCACACUCGAUGUGUAGCUCGACGCUUGGAGGAAGAGGAGCUGCAUCGCAGCAGGAAGGAAAGAAACAAAAAAGAGUCGGAGAGGGGAGGCAGGGACAAGAUGGAGGGAUUUCGUGAGCCUACGCUGGAAGAGCACCUGGCCGAGGCGCAAAUCACGGAGGCUCGCAAUGUGGCGAGUCUCAUGGUGAUUGAAGAGAAGGAAGAGGCGCGAAAAUUGAGGUAUGUGGACGUGAAGAAAAACAUUUACAAGGGCGAUUUCGACACCUACAUCUCCUGGGCCUCGUGGCUUCUCAUCGGUGACCCCCCUCCAGAAGAAGAAGUGCCGCCUGCUGCCGAGGAGGCGACGAGCGACGCCCCGCCCGCGGGAAGCUCCUCCCCAAGUCGGUCGCCAGACGCGGGAGACAGUGCAUGUGCGCGGCCCGAGGCAGCGGCGACCGCUGCGGAGAAGCUUCACACGGGAGAUCGCGUGGCAAGCGAGGAGACUGCGCCUUCGCAAACGUCACUUGAACGGAUCAAACGGGAAGACUUCCAAAACAAAGGAGACGCCCACGGAGGCGAGUCAGCGGGCCGUGGAGACACGCGACCCGAGGCGGCAGAAGACGGGCGUCCCGGGACUCUUUCGGGCGGCGCCGCGGAUAGACAGGGAGGUGGAGCCCAACCGCCCCUCUCCCAGCUGCGAGAAGAGACACCGGAGACAGCCCGCAGCGGUUCCCCACGAGGUGAAAGGGAAGAAGGGCGGCCUGGAGAGGCGCCUGGGGAAGGAAAAGGCGACCAAGAGGAAUGGAAUCCAAAUCUCGACGACUACGCCAUGGAACUGCGCAUGUUCACAGACGGCAAGUUCCCCGACAUUUACAAUCAAGAGCCUCCUCCACCGCCCCCCAGAUACGUGUGCCCGAUAACCGGUUUAGAGGCGAAGUACCUCGAUCCACUCACUGGCAUCCCCUACGCGACAGCGCAUGCGUUCAAGUGUCUCCGAGAAACUUACCAUCGCCUUCGCGAGCAACAGCUUUUUCAGGCGCUGCACCAGGCCAGGCAAAUGCUGGAUGUGAAGGCAGGAGAGCUGGGAGUGAAUUCUUCCGUCUCUUCGGUGGCUACCCAGAUUCCCCUUGACCCGAGUCUCUGUGGAACCUCCAUUUCGUCUUCCCACGUCAGUCAGCACUUCUUGCUCGCCACCGCGCGAGGUGCUCAUCCGCAAAACAGGGGCGAUUCCUCAUUCAAACCUGCUUCUGCCUCGCCCUCUUCUCGGAGUGGUGCGGGGGGUGGGUUCUUGGGGGCUACCGCCGGAGACGUGUGGACCGUGGAGGACGAAGGCAAAAAAGGACGAGGGCGCAGGGGAGGCAAAAUGACGAGGGGAGGAAGAGGAAGGAAAGGAAGAAAAGAUAAGACAGAGAACUACGCAUGCGUUGCUGUCUAA
This is a messenger RNA of Neospora caninum, 2238 nucleotides long. RefSeq lists its product as hypothetical. Lineage: Eukaryota; Apicomplexa; Conoidasida; Eucoccidiorida; Sarcocystidae. Gene Ontology annotation, cellular component: nucleus. Gene Ontology annotation, biological process: regulation of DNA-templated transcription; chromatin remodeling. The transcript has 3 exons. The record is from RefSeq and is a predicted model, not a curated record. Bases 1 to 2238 code for a protein of 745 amino acids. Gene Ontology annotation, molecular function: ATP-dependent H2AZ histone chaperone activity.